Molecule: messenger RNA, 6369 nt
Organism: Myotis brandtii (Brandt's bat)
Lineage: Eukaryota; Metazoa; Chordata; Mammalia; Chiroptera; Vespertilionidae
Gene: NUP153
Product: nucleoporin 153kDa
Exons: 21
Coding region: 1057-5331 (1424 amino acids)
Biological process (GO): protein import into nucleus; RNA export from nucleus
Cellular component (GO): nuclear pore
Molecular function (GO): structural constituent of nuclear pore
Source: RefSeq, a predicted model, not a curated record
ACGUGCCUCAGACUAGGAAUCAAACCCGCUACCCUUCGGUGCGCGGGACGACGCUCUUACACCACCGUCCAGGCCCCCUUGUAUGUUUAGUGGAAUAUUAAUGAAACUGUGUUUAUUUUCUAAUUCUGGUUUAAGCUUAAAUAUCAUGAAUAUUGUUUUUUCAACCAGUUUUUUCUGGAUUUUAUUAGUUGCUGUCUGAUUUUACUAAGUGCUUACUUCGUUCUGCCCGCUUUACCGAAGGGGAGAAGUAGAGUGGGAAAGAGGUUAAAUGCCUUUUUCAAAGUCCAACUUUGCAGCUGAGGGUAGCAGGAGGACUGAAGCUCCUGGCUUUGUGCCUCUGCAGUGAUCCGCAGGUCUCCUUCCGCGUCUUCCCCACCCCCUCAGAAGUCGGUUGUCCCGCUGAACUACGUUUCCCGGCGUGCCGCGCGCCAGCGAGCGCGGGCUUGACCAGCCCUUCCUUCUUUCUCGCCAAUCAUCCAGUCGCGGCGUGAUGAUGCAACUGCGUCGGGCGCUGGCGAUGACGGUGUCCUGGCUCGCGACCGCGGCGGCGUGGUUAGCAGCAGCUAAAUAGGCGCAACAACGGCGGCGACUGCAGGGACGGCGACGCCGGGGCGGGCGCUGUGCGCAAAGGGGAGUGGUAGGCGGGCGGCGCCGGAGGCUUCAACUGCGGCAGCCUCGGCUAGGGCGGCGGAAGGAGGAUCCCCAUCAGCCGGCGGUCGAGUGAGGCCUAAGCGGCGCGUAGAGGCGCCCGCCGUGUCCUCGGCGGGGGAUCUCCAUAGAGACCGUGACACAUACAGAGGAGGGGGCCUGCGAGUGUCUACCGGACCCGAGCCAGCGACUCGGCCUCUGUCGCCGCCGCCUUCCCUGCUGCCCGCGCACAUUUUCUCUCCACUCUGCUCGCCGCCUCGCGUUUCCUGGUGUGCCCGUACCCUCCAGUGUGGGCCGCGGGGACGGACUUGUGGGCUGGGGGUGGGCGGGGGGAGGCUCUAAGGCGGCCGCCUCUGCCUCUCCCGCCCCCUUACUCGCCCCGGAGCGGGAAGCAGCGGAGGCUCCGCCAUGGCCUCAGAAGCCGGAGGAAUAGGAGGGGGCGGUGGCGGCAAGAUCCGGACGCGGCGUUGCCACCAGGGGCCAAUUAAGCCUUACCAGCAGGGGCGACCAAAGCAGCAGGGCAUUCUUAGCAGGGUUACAGAAUCUGUUAAGAAUAUUGUGCCAGGAUGGCUACAGAGAUACUUCAACAAGAAUGAAGAUGUAUGCAGCUGCUCAGCAGACACCAGAGAGGUACCACAGUGGCCAGAAAAUAGAGAAGAUGAUCAUCUGAUAUAUGCUGAUGAGGAGAGUGCUAAUAUUCAUGAUGGGAGAAUCACUCCUGAGCCAACAGUCAGUAAUACAGAAGAACCCUCAACAACUAGUACUGCUUCAAAUUAUCCAGAUGUAUUAACAAGGCCUUCUCUUCAUCGGAGCCAUCUGAAUUUCUCCAUGUUGGAAUCUCCUACAUUACACUGUCAGCCCUCCACAUCCUCGGCAUUCCCAAUUGGCAGUUCUGGAUUUUCCCUUGUAAAGGAAAUUAAAGAUUCUACCUCUCAGCAUGAUGAUGAUAACAUCUCAACUACCAGUGGGUUUUCUUCAAGAGCUUCUGAUAAAGAUAUAACUGUUUCAAAGAAUACUUCAGUGCUCCCCCUGUGGUCCCCAGAGGCUGAACGGUCUCAUUCACUCUCACAGCACACUGCCACCAGCUCAAAGAAACCAGCAUUCAACUUGUCUGCCUUUGGGACACUUUCCCCUUCACUUGGGAGUUCUUCAUUCCUUAAAACAAGUCAGCUUGGAGAUUCUCCUUUUUAUCCUGGAAAAACAACGUAUGGUGGGGCAGCAGCUGCUGUAAGACAGCCUAAACUACAAAACACACCGUAUCAGGUACCAUUCAGAAGACAGAUGAAAGCUAAACAAGUCAAUUCAGAAUACUAUGGUGUGACUAGUUCAACAGCUCGGCGAAUAUUGCAAUCUUUAGAGAAGAUGUCAAGCCCUUUAGCGGAUGCAAAAAGAAUUCCAUCUGUUGUUUCUUCUCCAAUGAAUUCUCCUCUUGAUAGGAGAGGGAUAGAUACCACCACAGAUUUUCAGGCCAAAAGGGAAAAGACUGGAUAUGAAAAAAGUAUGACACCAGGACAAAAUAGAGAACAAGAAAGUGGUUUUUCUUACCCAAAUUUCAGUAUGUCUGCAGCCAAUGGUGUAUCUUCUGGAGUAGGUGGUGGAGGAGGCAAGAUGAGACGAGAAAGAACACGUUUUGUGGCAACUAAACCUGCAGAGGGGGAGGAAAUGGAGGUACCAGUAUUACCGAAUAUCUCUCUACCCAUCACCAGUUCUUCACUGCCUACCUUCAAUUUUAGUUCCUCGGUGAUUACAACUUCUCUAUCACCAAUUAGUCCUGCACAGUCAUUAACAAAUAAGGUACAAAUGACCUCUCCAAACAACACAAACAGUCCUAUGUUUAGAUUUUCAUCUCCAAUUGUAAAAUCUACAGAGGCAGAUGUACUACCUCCAUCAUCUAUUGGAUUUACAUUUAGUGUGCCUGUUGCAAAAACAGUAGAACUUUCUGGCUCUAGUACUGUUUUAGAACCAAUUACAAGUAGUGCAGCUCAAGAUAUCACUGCAAUGAACAGUAGAAGCUGUAAGAAGCCAAAUGAAGAUUCUGAGGGCCUUUUUAGACCUGCAAAAACCCUGAAAGAAGGAAGUGUCCUAGAUGUUCUGAAAAAUCCUGGUUUCACAUCACCGAAGGCAGAUUCUCUUGCUCCUAUUUCUACCACCACAAGCCCGGUAGUUUAUACAAGACCAGCAAUAAGUAGCUUUUCUUCUAGUGGAAUGGGGUUGGGGGAAAGUUUAAAAGCUGGAUCAUCAUGGCAGUGUGAUAGUUGUCUACUCCAGAACAAAGUUACAGACAGCAAGUGUAUAGCCUGUCAAGCGACAAAAUCACCACUAAGAGAUACUGCUAAACAGACUGGAAUUGGAACACCAAGUAAAAGUGUCAAACCAACUCUUUCUGCAUCAGGGACAGGUUUUGGAGACAAAUUUAAACCAGCAAUAGGAACUUGGGAUUGUGAUACCUGUUUAGUGCGAAAUAAGCCUGAAGCGAUAAAAUGUGUAGCUUGUGAAACACCGAAACCUGGAACUGGUGUUAAGCGUGUCCUUACAUUGCCAGUGGCUUCAGAAAGUGCUGUCACCAUGGCUGCUUCAUCUUCCAGCUGCACUGUGACCACUGGUACCUUAGGAUUUGCAGAUAAAUUCACAAAGCCCAAGAGGUCUUGGGAGUGUCCAGUAUGCUGUGUUCCUAAUAAUCCAGAGGACAAUAAAUGUGUGUCCUGUAUGUCUGAGAAACCAGGAAGUUCAGUACCUGCUUCAAGUAGCAGCACGGUUCCUAUCUCUCUGUCUUCUGGAGGCUGCCUAGGAUUAGACAAGUUCAAGAAACCCGAGGGAAGCUGGGAUUGUGAAGUGUGCCUAGUGCAGAAUAAAGCAGAUUCCACCAAAUGUGCAGCAUGUGAAAGUGCCAGGCCAGGCACAAAAUCUGAGUUUAAAGGCUUUGGCACAUCUUCCUCAUCUUCAAACCCAGCAUCCUCAUCCUUCAAAUUUGGUAUACCAUCAUCCUCUUCUGAGCCUUCUCAGACUUUACCAAGCACUGGAAAUUUUAAAUUUGGAGACCAAGGAGGCUUUAAAAUAGGUAUGUCAUCAGAUUCUGGGUCUUUAAACCCCAUGAGUGAAGGCUUCAAAUUUUCUAAACCAGUAGGAGAUUUUAAAUUUGGAGUUUCAUCUGAUUCUAAACCGGAAGAAGUUAAAAAGGACAGUAAGAAUGAUAAUAAUUUUAAGUUUGGACUUUCUUCUGGUUUAAGCAAUCCAGCUUUAGCCCCAUUUCAGUUUGGGAUGACUAAUCUUGGGCAGCAAGAAAAGAAAGAGGAACUGCCUAAAGCUUCAUCUACAGGCUUUAGUUUUGGUACGGGUGUUAUUAACCCCACUCCUGCUGCUGCUGACACUGUGGUGACCUCUGAGAACAAGAGUAGCUUCAGCUUUGGAACUAUCGAAACCAAGAGUAGCUCAGUGGCUCCUUUCCCAUGUAAGACGUCAGAAGCGAAAAAAGAAGAAAUGCCUGCCACCAAAGGAGGGUUCCCUUUUGGCAAUAUGGAACCUGCCCCUCUGUCAUCUGCCUCAUUGUUUGCUUUGGGAAGGACAGAAGAGAAGCAAGAGCCUGUCACUUCUACUUCUCUUGUGUUUGGGAAGAAAGCUGACAAUGAAGAGCCAAAGUGUCAACCAGUGUUUCCCUUUGGGAAUUCAGAGCAAACCAAAGAUGAGAGUUCUUCUAAGUCAACCUUUAGUUUCAGUAUGGUAAAACCAUCUGAGAAGGAGUCUGAGCAGCCAGCAAAGGCCACUUUUGCUUUUGGAGCUCAAACCAGUACUACAGCUGAUCAAGGUGGAGCAAAGUCAGUUUUUAGUUUCUUGAACAACAAUUCCUCUAAUUCAAGUACACCAGCCACUUCAGCUGGUGGCAGCAUAUUUGGUAGUUCCACCUCUUCAUCCAGUGCACCAGCGAGUGCCUUUGUGUUUGGACAGGCCAACAAUCCUGUGAGCAGCUCUGCCUUUGGUAACCCUGCUGAAUCCAGUACAUCUCAACAAUCUUUGCUGUUUCCUCAAGAGAGUAAACCAGCAACCACAUCCAGCUCGGGUACAGCUGUUACCCCAUUUGUCUUUGGUCCAGGAGCCAGCAGUAAUAAUACUGCAACCUCUGGUUUUAACUUUGGAGCUACAACCACAUCUAGCUCUUCAGGAUGCUCCUUUGUGUUUGGCACUGGACCUUCAGCACCAUCUGCCAGUCCAGCAUUUGGUGCUAACCAGACCCCAACAUUUGGACAAAGUCAAGGUGCCAGCCAGCCAAAUCCCCCAGGCUUUGGAUCUCUGUCAUCUUCAGCAGCUUUAUUUUCUGCUGGUUCUCAGCCUGCACCACCUACUUUUGGGACAGUGUCAAGCAGUAGCCAGCCUCCUGUGUUUGGACAGCAGCCUGGUCAGUCUGCAUUUGGCUCUGGAACAGCUCCAAAUUCCGGUUCAGUUUUCCAAUUUGGCAGCAGCACUACAAAUUUCAAUUUCACAAACAACAGUACGUCAGGAGUAUUCAAAUUUGGUGCAAAUCCGAGCACACCUGCAGCCCCAGCCCAGCCUUCUGGCUCAGGGGCCUUUCCAUUUAAUCAGCCGUCAGCGUCAUUUACAGUGGGGUCAAAUGGGAAAAAUAUGUUCUCUUCUUCUGGAACUUCAGUUUCUGGUCGCAAGAUAAAGACUGCUGUUAGACGCAGGAAAUAAAUGUUGCAGUGGUGGUAUACACAAGUUUAACAAAAGCUGGUGUCCUGCUUUUAGAUACUGGAUUGUACUACAUGCUGGAGUUACCUGAAGUCAAUCUGCUUAAGGACUUCUUUGAUUUUGGAAUUUUCCUCUUUGUUUCUUUACAAAAGCCCUGCCCUCACCUCUCGCCAUGCCCUUUAAAAAUAAAUAAUAGACUGAUGACUGAUUCUUCAGCGAAAAUAUUUUAUGAUCCAGCAAAUUAUUCACUGAUUUGGCUUAGGCUGGCUGAAUUCAGGAAUGGAGCCCGCUCAGUGAAUGGCUUUGUAUAGAACCUCUUCGUCUGCACCAUUAUGUGCGUUGAUACGCGUUUAUGGAACGCAUUGAUAUUGUAAUUAUAUCUGAGGAAUUCUGUAUAGAUUAGAGGAUGUUGAAAUGAAUGAUUUCUAUGCUGAGUUGUGCUGGUGUAUGUGUGAAGUGAGUGAGUUGGGUGUAUUGUGUACUAAAAUUUUCUGAUAGAGGAAGCCUGAUUAAAGAAUGGUCUAUACUAAGGACUUGUUAGAUCUAGUUCCUUCUCCACUUAAUAAUUAUAUGCUAUUUCUAUAUUUUCAUUCUUCUAUCACCUGUCUUGCCUUUUCCAUUAUUUUAUUAUGAAACUUGUGUAAAUACAAUUUUGUUUCUGUACUUUUUGGCAUAACAUAAAUCUGUGAACUUGAAAUUUUAAUUUUGUGUUAGAAUUUUUUGUUGUUUGUUUAGUCUUGUCUCAGAUUUUAUUAUGUAAAUCCCAUUAUUCAAAGUUGCCUAAAUCCAUUUGGAAAUCUUAAAAAAAAAAAUUGGGGAUUCUUAAAGUGAAUUUAUUGGCUUUUCUGAUCCAGUUUUGUUUGGACCAAAAACCAGUAUUGUACAAAGUAUUAAGCAUAUAUUUUUAUAUAUUUACUGAAAUGGACUGUGGUGACUUUGGAUAAUAAGGAAAAGUUUAAUAUUAAAGCCAUGUUUAUUACAGUAUAAUUAACAUGUUAAACCAUGGGAUAAAUGCCAUCAAUAAAAAAUUGUGAAAUCCUU